GUUCGGUAUGUUUGUACAUGAAUUUUAGUGCAGUACUUUAUAUUUUUAAGCUGCUCUUUGAGACUUAAGUGGUUUAAAUCGAAUGAUCUACUCGUCUAAACCGCAUUUGUCGUCUGCUCGUCAGACCCCGGAUGCGGAAGUCUAUCCUUUGCCGCUGGUCCAAAACAAAAACAUACAAUUGCUGUCAGAUGCCAUGACAACAGCAGCUUACACUUUGAUCAACUUUUCUUGGGUCAUUUAUGAUCGUGUGGUGCUGUAAUGCAUCCGCGAAAAUCUUUAUCGUACCCACAAUGGGUGAAGUUAGGCAACAUACAAGAGUUUUCUUUUGUAGGAAAAGAUACUGUCGCUGUCGGUUGUGGCUGUCAUAUACUGUUUUAUUCCCUCGACGGCCAUGUGGAAAACGUGUAUAUCGCAAACGGAAAACAAAGAGGUGAUGGAGUUGCUUGCAUUGCAGGUCAUCGCACCGCUCCAAUAUUUGCGUUGGCGGAAAAAUGUCUUAACCCAAGGAUUUUGGUAUUUUCCUACCCAACUGUGGAGGGUCCAGUGUCAACAUUAAGAGGAGGAACACUAGGAACAUAUAUUUCAAUGGCAUUUUCUGAGAUGGAGUAUCUAGUAACUCUCAGUGGAGUGCCACAGUUCUCCUUGAUUGUAUGGUGCUGGAGAACUGGUGUUCAAUUGGCAUGCAAAGAAACAGGUAUUUUCAAUCCACAACAGCAGGUAAGCUGCAGUAUGAGUUCGCCUUCUAUUGUCAGCCACAUAAUAAAAGGUGAAAGCCGUCUACUGCUUUGGGAGAUCAAUAUGUGUGCCAAGCUCUGCUGUUUAACCAGCAAGGAGGUGGAGCUACCUUCUGAUGUAUGUCCAGUUGAUGUAUGCUUCACAAAUGAUGGGGCUCUAUUCUUUGUUGAUGCACAUAAUGAUGUAUACCAGGCAAAUUUAGAGGAUAAUAAGGCACUCAGGCAGACUUGGAAAUUAAAUGAAGGUGAUGGAGUAUUAACUGAAGAAGAGGAGGGCUUUGACACACCUUUGAAUAAGUUAUUUGAUGGAGUGAUUGACCCCUGUAUGACUUUUUGUAAAAGUGGUGUUCUAGUUUUUGAGCCACCAUCAAAGUUGAGAUUCCAUAAACGUUUUGGGGAUUGGUCUCAAGCCUGGACUCUUGAAGUGAUGAGCCCAAUAUUUCGCCUUAUAUAUCUUCCUGAACCUGAUGUUAUUGUGGGAUGGACUCAAAAGAGUGAACUUGUUCUAAUUGAUUAUGGAAAAACACCUAAAGUAUCAAUUUUGAAAUACUAUGGUACUGGCACGAUAGAUAUGGAGCUCAUCUAUCCUGAUGGCAAUACAAUUGCAAGUGUGAAUACUUUUGAUGAAGUUCAAGUCUGGGAUAAGGAAAAUGGUCACUUGAUGGGUGUUUAUGACAUCCGUGAAGCUGCUGUACAGAGCCUCAGACCUUCUUCGGUUUUCAAAAGUUUAAAAUCAAACCCUCGCUACCCUUAUGUUGCCAUUGCUAUGACUGAUGGCUUACUACUGCUGGUCAGUAUUCUUCAUCCAACUGCACCUUCAACACUAAGCAAGUUUUUGUUAUGUGAUGAUGAGAUCUCACUUGUGUGCUUUGCCCCAGCUGGGGAUGUAUUUGUCGCUUUUACAACUCACACUGGGCAGUUUUUCCUCAUUCAGGGUGUUCCUGGUCAAGUUUUACAAGUUGUAGCACAUAUCUCACUAAAUGUCCCUGUGGUGGACUGCAUACUUCUACCUGAUGAACAACCGGUUUUGGCCAUUUUGUUUGCCAGUGAAUCUUGCAAGACCAUAGGCAAUCGUGUAGCCCUGUACACAUUGGAGUCAGAUGGACUUCAUAUGGACUCCGAGUCCCAGCUGGAGCACAGUUACACUAAACUUGUUGUGAACACAGACAGGACAAAUAUCUGCUUUGGAUCCUUGCAUUGCUCUAGAAAUAUUCAUGUACUGGAAGUGAAAAGAAAGGCUGGAGUGAUUUUGAGAGACAUUGAAUUAACUGGACAUCAGCUGCGUUCAGUAUUCAUGUCAGAGAGAGUUGAAUAUGGACUGGUCACUUAUGGAAUGGAUGGUAUAGUGAUAGCUCGGCCUAUGGGCUCAAAGCAACAGUUCUACAUUGUGCUGCCCCAUCAUCGAUCUGAUUUGGGAGUGGCAAAGGCUUUUCAAGAUCCAAAAGGAGAAUUUAUUUUGUCAUUAGGCAAAGAUAAAUCUCUUGUAUGCUCAAAACUAAAACGAACUGCCAACUACACGCCAGGACCCACUGAUCCUAGUCCAGAGAUGGUGGAGAAGUUUGGGGAAGCAACCACAGGUUUCUUCCUUGAAGGAGAUAAUUUGGGCAUAACUUGGCUGCAACACAAGGAAAAGUUGCUGAUAGCAGAAGAGCAAAGACAGUCAGCUAAUGAAAGAACGAAAAUACUUGAAGAUUUUAAAGAGCUUCAAAAAAAGGUGGUCAAGAUGCUGGAUGACAAUGAGCAGUCUGGACCUGAAGAGCGGCUACCCAUCUCUGCAUUUGAUCUUGAUAAAGAUGCCCGUGAAUCGGCAAUGGAAGAAGGCAGGCAAGAGAGGGAGCGCCUAAAAGCUUAUACUAUAGCCAAAAUUGCUGUGCUGAAUAGAAAAAGUGACUUGAUAAAGGAACACUGUUGGGAGCCAAUGCAUGUGAAGCCGACUAGUAUAGAGUCACUACAGUGUAACUACAAGGUAGACAAUUAUGCUCUACCGCCAGAGACUGAGGAAGAUCGACAAGAAUUAGAAAUGGUCAUUGCUGUACGGAAGAUGGAGAUGGUUGCACAAGCCACAGAUUCAUUUCAUCCAUGGGUUUCAAAAACAGACAGUGAGAUGGCAAUGCAGAUGUUGGCUGCUCCUUCCGCUAUAACUCUGAUGGAUGAGGCGGCUCGCUUACAGCAGGCUUUAGCGGAAGAGCAGGAAUCAGGAGCAGGAGACUCAGCGGAGCAUGAUGGAGAGUCUCAGUAUGUCAUGUGUGGGUCAUCAAUCUACCGGUACAUAGAACCAUCUGCAUACCACAUUUCCCAGUUUGAGCUAAACACGUACAUUCAAACAGCACAUUCAAUUGUUCUACUUCAGAAAGACAUAAGGAAUCUACAUGAAUGGUUCAACAGCCAAUUUAAAGUAUUCUUCCAUUCAAAAGAAAAAGAAGUGAGUACAAUCAAGCAGCUCCACGAAGAACUGCGGCAUAUUUUUAAAGAACUUCUACUCACUUGUGCUGUGAAGCACACGGAUUCUGACCCAAUCGACCCAAAAUGGACACAAUAUGAAAAAACAGAAAUGUUGUUAACAGUUGAAGACAGUGAGGUACCAGCUGAUCCCUAUGUUUCACCAAGUGAACUGGUGCUGCGUCAACAGCAAGCUGAAGAAGAAGAGAGAAUGCGGCUGCUGCUACUAGCUGAUAAUUUUAGAGAACUUGCUUUAAUCAAGAUGAUGGACGGUGUUCUUGAAGUUAAGUACGAGGAUGAGUUGAAGAAAGAAAUACCCAAACCUAAAUGCAUGUUGCAAAAAGACCCUGAGGAGUACAACGAAGAUGACUUACGUGAAAUAAAAGAAUAUGAGGGGCUAGUUCAAGCCCGCCUGAAUGAAAGACAACACUAUAGGAAAAUGCUGGAGUCACAAUACAGACGGGUCAAACACACACUGAAAGAGAGCUUGGGGAAAUUUGAAGAAAAAUUGUUGGAUUUCUUCAAUUUAAAAUUAAGGGUUGAAGCUUCCUGCACUCAACAAACAUUACAAAUACUGAGAUCUCGAUUAUUAAAUCCAAAGCGCAAUGUUUUGGUUCAAAAAGAAGAUGCAGCAAGGGAUGCUAUUAUGGCAAAUCAAAAGGCCUUGGCAGAUGAGCAACUGCUAGUUGUACAACUACAGGAGGCUACAACAGACUGCCGUUGUGCUUAUGAAGCACUAAUAUCAAAAGACAAGAGCUUAGAUGGUAAAUUUAAGAAAGAAUUUCCUGAGUUGUCACCUAUGAUGGCAGAAGUUGCAUUUAGACUUUAUAGACGCCGACCUAAGAUUCAACCAAAAUCUCUGGUCUCAUCUACUCUAUUAAAUGAACUGGGUAGAUGUGCUGUGGCUUGCAAGAAACCACCUUACUUGCCACCUGAAUGUUUGGAUGUACUCAAAGGCAUUGAUUUCCUUGAUGGUGCAGCUAAUGCCCCACAAAAUAUGCAACCUGACACUUGGGCAAAUAUCUGUCGCUUAAGGAGGCAGAGAAUAGAAAGUGAAUUCAAGAUAAAGGCUCUUGCUCUUCAAAUAGCAGAGGCAGAAAAUACAGUAGGUAUUUUUCAAAAAAGCACCAAAGCUCUAAAAGAAAAAGACAAAGAGCUGCAAGCCAACUUGCGGGCCAUUCAAGAAGAACAACUCCUGUUUGAACAUGAUGUUGAAGUCCAAAUAACACUGCAGCAAGGUCUUGUGGAGAUACCACUGACGGGCUCCUUGAAGGACUACAACAGUGCUAUCCUCAUUAAUCGCAAGGAAGUUGCACACAUAAACAAAAUAAUUAAAGAGGCUGGCCAUAAAAAAUUGAAGGCUAUGAGAGCAGCUUGCAAUUUCCGACGAGGUAUAGUCUUUCAAGAAUGGGAACAUCAAAAAGUCAGAAUGCACAUUGAGGACAAAGAGGAGGAGCUGAAGGCAAUUGAAUCUGUUAAGGUGAUUAAAGAAUUACAGGAAUGGCUCCACAAGAGACAAAGAGGAACACUACCAGGGAGGGGUGUUCUCACUUUAGAUAAAGAAAUAUCACGCAUUAAGGCAGGCUUUGAGAGGUAUAUUAAGCUGCUUAAUGAAGUGGUGGAAAGGUAUGACAAAGUAAUUCAGAGCAAGAAGACCGCCAACAGAAGGGUUGACAAGGCUAUCACAGAAAUGAAUGUGGAGGUAAACGAGCUUCAAUUUGGAAGAGACUUAGAACAAGAAAAGCUGAGAAAAGAGAGCCACCGGAAGAGGAUGGAGACAAUUAUCACAAGGACCAAACUGGUCAGAUCUGUUCAAGAUAUUCACAUGGACAUCAUAUCUUUAGAAUCUGAGCUGGAUAGUCUACGUAUGAGAACCUAUCCUAUACUGGAAAACGCUAAUAAGAAAUACAGAAGAUAG
Frankliniella occidentalis (western flower thrips) is the source of this 5091-nucleotide messenger RNA. Its product is annotated as cilia- and flagella-associated protein 43. Bases 259 to 5091 code for a protein of 1610 amino acids. Gene Ontology annotation, biological process: cilium assembly. Gene Ontology annotation, molecular function: protein binding. The transcript has 28 exons. NCBI's taxonomy places the organism in Eukaryota, Metazoa, Arthropoda, Insecta, Thysanoptera, Thripidae. The record is from RefSeq and is a predicted model, not a curated record. Gene Ontology annotation, cellular component: axoneme.